Helianthus annuus (common sunflower) is the source of this 2245-nucleotide messenger RNA. RefSeq names its product BTB/POZ domain-containing protein At5g48800. The coding region runs from base 224 to 2032 and encodes 602 amino acids. NCBI's taxonomy places the organism in Eukaryota, Viridiplantae, Streptophyta, Magnoliopsida, Asterales, Asteraceae. The record is from RefSeq and is a predicted model, not a curated record. Gene Ontology annotation, molecular function: protein binding. The transcript has 4 exons.
GAAGUUAGGAGGAUCCGACCCUACCACAGCCAGCCAACUGGUUAGAACGAUUGCAAUCUCAUAUUUUGACAAAAAGAAAAGAUGGGCACAAAACAGCAAAAUCUCCAACUGGGCUCAUGUGUCCCUCCUCUAUCUAUCUCAACUCCUAACCCCACACUCACUAAACUAACUACUUCUUCCAUAUCAUUCUUCCUCUUCCAUUUUCCUCUACACUAAUUCUCCCAUGGACUUGCACCUCCACCAACCCCAUCUCACCUUAGCCAAGAGCUCCCGCUAUCGCUCUAACGAAUGGAUAUUCCGUGAUGUCCCGAGUGAUAUAACGAUUGAAGUAAACGGUGUCACGUUCGCGUUGCAUAAGUUUCCACUCGUGUCUCGUAGUGGACGAAUCCGAAAAAUAGUCUCUGAAAACCGCGAAGCCACGAUAUCUCGGGUCGAGCUACUCAACUUACCCGGAGGCCCGGAAACAUUCGAGCUAGCCGCAAAGUUUUGCUACGGAAACAACUUCGAGAUAACUCCAUCCAACGUCGCGCAACUAUGUUGCAUUUCCGACUACCUCGAAAUGACCGAGGACUUCUCAAACGACAACCUCGGAUCACGUGCCGACGAGUAUCUCAACUACAUCGUCCUCCAGAACCUCGAAAUGUCGGUCGAGGUUCUACAACAGUGUGAAAACUUACUUCCACUAGCCGACGAGCUCAAAAUCGUUCCCCGAUGCAUCGACGCCAUCGCGUCAAAAGCGUGCGUGGAGCAAAUCGCUUCGAGUUUUUCACGGCUCGAGUAUAGUAGCUCGGGCCGGCUCCAUAUGAGCCGACAAAAGUGCGAAUCCGAUUGGUGGAUAAAAGAUUUAUCCGUUUUACGAAUAGAUUUAUACCAACGUGUCAUUACCGCGAUGAAACAUCGCGGGGUGAGACCCGAAAGUAUUGGCGAGUCACUCAUGAACUAUGCUGAAAACAAACUAACAAAAAAGUCAAACGGUCAACAAAAGGUGGGUCACGACCAGGAGCGGCUCGUGGUCGAGACCAUCGUCGGGUUGUUACCCGUUGAAAAACUUGCGGUUCCAUUGAGUUGUUUGUUUGGGUUGCUUCGAAGUGCGAUGAUGCUUGAAUGCUCGGUCGCUUGUAGGCUUGAUCUAGAGCGAAGAAUCGGGUCGCAAUUGGAUAUAGCGACGCUUGACGAUCUAUUGAUACCGUCUUUUAGACACGAUAGUGACACGUUGUUUGAUGUGGAUACAGUACAUAGGAUUUUGGUUAACUUUUCGCAACUAGAUGAUAGUUGUGGUGAUGAGGAAGAUCCGGAUGGCUCGGUUUUUGAAUCGGAUGGGCUUGAUUCGCCAUCCGAAACCGCAUUGUUUAAGGUUUCGAAGUUGGUUGAUAACUAUUUGGCGGAAAUCGCGCCUGAUGGUAAUCUUAAACUUUCGAAGUUUAUAGCGAUUGCGGAAGGUUUACCCGCGCAUGCUCGUACGGUUCAUGAUGGGUUGUAUCGAGCUAUUGAUGUUUACCUCAAGGCUCAUCAGGGUUUAUCAGAACUAGAUAAAAAAAAGAUCUGCAAACUAAUCGAUUUCCAAAAGCUCUCACCGGAAGCCGGUGCACAUGCAGCACAGAACGAGCGACUUCCACUUCAAUCGAUAGUCCAAGUUCUAUACAUAGAACAACUCAGGCUAAGAAGUGCCUUAUUCUGCUCUGAGCUCGGCGACAUCCAUAAACCGCCAGUGCACCAACAGUCGUGGCGGAUAAACAGUGGCGCUCUCAGUGCCGCCAUGUCACCGAAGGAUAAUUACGCGUCACUGAGGCGAGAGAACAGGGAGUUGAAACUUGAGUUGGCGCGGUUAAGGAUGAGGUUAAAUGAUUUGGAGAAAGAACAUGUGUGCAUGAAGAGAAAUAUGGAGAAAUCCCAUUCGCGGAAAUUUAUGAGCUCGUUUUCGAAGAAAAUUAGUAAACUUAACCUUUUUGGACAUAGUUCUUCAAGGGAAUCAACCUCUCCAUCAAGAAAUUCACAGAGAACUGAUUCUAAGUUAACUGUGAGAACAGAAUGAAGCAAACAGUAGUUUUUUUUUUUUUUUUUUUUUUUUUUUUUUUUGGUAUUAAAAGGGCCUGUUCACAGGCUAGGAUUUUUGGGCUUGGCGGUUUUGGUCUGGUUUCUAUCAGUUUGGGCCAGUCCAAGGCCCAUGAAUAUUCUAAGGCCCAACUGUAAUCUGUUUAUGUUUUGUUUCUCCAAGGUUGUAAAUGAUAUAGAUUUUGUGAUCAUA